AUGCUGACUCGCACACUACUGCUGCUCGCCGCAUCUCUUACGCACGGUCUUGUUCUGACACCGAACCAGUGCCCGUCCUCCCCUCUGCUCCGCCUGCGGGGUGGCAAGGCAAAGCCGGCACCACCUCCUCCCUCGUUCAAGGUCAAGAGCAACGCCGCCGCCGCCUCUGUCGGUGGACUGCUUGGGUAUUGCACGGGGAAGGCCGCCAGGUCUGCUUCGAAUGCGGCGGCCGUCUCUGUCGGCGCGUGCAUCGCGUUGCUCGGUGCCCUCAACAGCCGGGGGUAUCUGACGAUGAACUACACCAAGAUGGAGCGCGAUCUGAUGUCGCUGCUCGAUCUCAACAAGGAUGGCGAGUUCGACCGCGAAGAUUACGACUUUCUUACGAAGAAGUUUGUGCGCUUGCUCUCAGACAAUGGCGUUGGUAGCGCCACGGGCUUCACUGCCGGUUUCUGGAAAGGGUUUUCGACGUCCGACUAG
This is a messenger RNA of Emiliania huxleyi CCMP1516, 477 nucleotides long. RefSeq lists its product as hypothetical. Gene Ontology annotation, cellular component: mitochondrial outer membrane. NCBI's taxonomy places the organism in Eukaryota, Haptophyta, Isochrysidales, Noelaerhabdaceae. The record is from RefSeq and is a predicted model, not a curated record. Gene Ontology annotation, biological process: autophagy of mitochondrion. The transcript has a single exon. Bases 1 to 477 code for a protein of 158 amino acids.